AACGGAGCAAGGGGGAGUCACAGGAUUAUACCAACCCAGAAGACAAAUUCGGAGCAUGGAAAACCCAGUAGGUCAGUGCUAAAAUUAGCAUCUGCUCCUUUAGCCACAGCAGCCAAACUGCGAUGCUUUGAGUCAUGUAAACCAGGGGAUAAACUAUCACAAGGGGCUGGGCAGUAAAGACAUGUUUUCCAUGGGUGACAUUUAACGCCACACGUUGACUGGAGAAGCUGUGCGUAACGCAGUGACAGCACUGGAUCUACACUGGCUGCUGCUGCUGCUGCGCAAAACAUGAGUAUUUGGUAGUUUUAGGAGACGCCAUAUGUGCUCUGUUCGGCAUACAGCUUCCAUGUGUGCACACCUCUGCAAAUAUGUCCUUUUUAACCAUACCGAGCCAAGACGGGCUUUUUACCGCCAUCAAGACAGGUAGGUCGCCAGAGGAGGCAGAAAGUAGGUCCCUGUCAGACAACGUGGAUAAUAAUGAUUCUGAUGAUGAAGACGAUGACACCGGGAACGUCCGACUCAUCCCAAGAUGCUCACCGGUGCCCAGAAAGCGAGGCGCCUCUAUCCACGACGAGACAGCCGAGUACAUGCGGAUCCAUUUGGCGCUGUCUGCCGGAAAAAGAGUGUCAUUCGCGGAUACAACAGGUGGGGAUCUGGUGGAUGUGAAGGAAUUUGUAGCGUUUGAUUCAGACGAUGAAGAGGACAGUGCAAGGUGGGAGGAAGAGGAGGCAAAGUAUCGAAAGCCAGGAAGAGAACCGACCUACUCUGUGCUCCCAGAGUUUCACGCACCAGCCGAGAGUGCCCUGCUGCAGGCUGUGCGCACUAACAAAGUGGAGGUUGAGCAGAUGUCUCCAGUGGAGGAUGAGCCACUUGCCUUCUGUGGGGUAGUGCGUGUCUUCAACGUCUCCUUCCACAAAGCAGUUUACAUCAGAUCAACCAUGGACAACUGGGCUACUUACUUUGAUCACCCAGCAGAGUAUGUCCAGGGAUCCCAUGAUGGAGAUACUGAUCAGUUCUCCUUCAAGCUGUCUUUUGCACCACCUUACACCACACACGGCUCACGCAUUGAGUUUGUGGUUCGCUAUGAAACCUCUGAGGGUGAUUUCUGGGCCAAUAACUCCUCUAUGAAUUAUGUGGUGACUCUGCUCUUGUCAUAUGAAGAGGAUUCAAUUCAAAUAAACAGAGACAUGCAACACAUAAAAGGCAUCCUGAAGCCUCCAAAAGCCUACAGUAUGGAGGACAUCCUUGAUACAGAAGAGGAGCAGGAAAAGAAAAAAGAAGAAGCAGAGAUCCCCAAGCCAGAACUUGUCAAACCAGCCCCUCUCUGCCCAGUCAUAAUACAGCCCGAGAUCGACAUCGAGAUUGCAGUUCACCCAUCUGGUCCUUCUGUCCCACCCAACCAGGAGCUUCCAUCUGUUGAUGGCACACCGUCCACUCACUCUGUGUCCUCAGGUGAACAAUCCCCCCGUACGUCUUCUGAAACCUUGAUUCAAACUGAUUCAUCCUCUGUGCCAUGUGCCGGCGAACCAGUCCGGCCAAAUAUGUCACAACCUUUACCCAGACUCCUCUGUAAAUCAGGCGAACAAACGUCAGAGCAGCAAAGUAUUCCCUCAGCUCUGCAACAAGAGUCCGGGCGUGGAUCAGACAGCUCCCAUGGCAGUGAAGAGGAAAUCCCUCCCUCAGAGGCCUCAUGUUUGCAUCCUCCUACAGCAGAGACAAAUCUGAGGCCAACAGCAGGAGAGGACGGGUCAAAAGACAGCCCAGAAAGUAGCCCAUGUCUUGAACUUCCCGCUGAGUGCGUCUCUCUCUUUGAGCAAGAAGUUGCAGAGGGAUUGAGCGAACUUGUUGCAGGUUUAUCAGACGGCUCCAGCAGGUCCGACUCGCUUCACGAAGCCAGUACACCUGCCCUUCUCUCCCCUGUGGCAGAGACUCAGGCAUCUCCGGGAGCAGAAGGUGGAGCCGUACCACCACCUGAACUCACAGAGAACCCCUCAGUGAGUGCAGGUGUCACUGAGGUGAGCCAAAACUCAGCUCUUCAGUCUGUCUCUGCCUGGGAAGAGAAGGAAGAUAAAACCCAGAUUUCCCCUGACACGUUAUUAGAGGAUUCACCAAACACGCUGUCAGAGGUUUCCGAGCCGCAGACUGAGCGUGACGCUAACACGAAUCUGAUGCCAUCCAUCGUCUUUAUAAGUGGAGUUGUCUCUCUUUUGAUAGUGUUGCAGGAACCCGGCGCCCUCUUCUUCAUUGGACUAUUUUUGGUCUUGUACCGUUUGUAAAAAACGCCACAAAAGUUCACUCGCUCAGAGAUCUGUUCUCAAGUGCCUUUUCAUGAAGCCAAAAUAAGCAAAAAGAAAAAAAUAUAAGCCUCCUGUUAAUGUUGUGUACUGGUGUGUGGGUUUUAAUUUAAAAAGUGCAUUUGGUAUAAUUUCAGAAGUUAAAUGCAAAGUCCAAAGCACAGAAAAGUAAUGAAAUACAUAUUUUCAUGCAUUUUGUCAAAAAGGUGUAAACCGGUAGAGUAGAUGAUGAUAAUUCUCCCCCUUCUACCGCAGCAUUGUGAGUACUAAAGCACAAAGAUGUUCGUAAGCUGUCUGUGAUUGCUUUUUGUCGUUUCGUAGAGGUGGUGCAAUAUUCUCUUUGAUCAAAUCUGUGCUAAAAUGCACUUUUUUUUCUGUUUGUUUUGUAUUGUCAGUGUAGCUGAAGUUGCUGUCUAUAACCACACUGCCAUGUGUUUAACUGUUGUGAAUUCCACAUUUUCAUGUCUUUAGUGAUAGACAGCAAACAUUACCAUAAAGACACUCACAACAGAUGGAGUUUUGUUUACACAUGCAAGCAGAAGACAUGGUUAUGUGAAGUGCUUUUGCCUUAAUGCCAAAUAUUAAGAAAACCUGAUGUGGAAUAAAGAUUUAUUUUAAAACAGUCACUGCCUGAGGAUGAGAAAAAUGGAGAAGUGUUUGGUGUGAUAUUGUAAUGUGAUCAUUAGAUGACACCAGCCUUUCACUUUUGCACAUAAAAUAACACAAUUCACCACAUUGGCAUGAAAGCCAUACUCCUCUGAGGUUAACAGACUUUGGGAAGCCCAGUCUAGCUACAAUACAUGGACAAAAGUAUUUGGUCACCUGACCAUUACACCAACAAGGACUGUAAUGACACUGUGUUCAAAUACAUGUAAGUUAAUGGAGUUUUGGACUGUUUCUGUGUGAUUUUGUACCCAUUCAUUCCAUAAAGCAUUUAUGAGGUCAGACACUGAUGUUGGACAAGAAGGCCGGGCUUGCAAUCUCUGUUCCAGUUCAUCACAAAGGUGCCCGCUGGGGUUGAGGACACGGUUCUUUGUGGGCCAGUCAAGUUCUUCCGCACUGAACUCAUCAAACCUUGUCUUUACUGGGGCACUGGCAUGUUGGAAUAAAAAAGAGCUUUCCCCAAACUGUCGCCUAACAGUUGACGGCAUAGCAUUGUCCAAAAUGUCUUGGUAUGCUGAAGCAUUAAGAUUGCCCUGCACUGGAGAUAAGGGGCCUAGCCCAAACCCUAAAAAACAGCCUCAUACUAUUAUCUGUCCUCCAACAAACUUCACAGUUGCCACAAUACUACAGUCAGGCAAGUAACGUUCUCCUGGCAUUGGCCAAACCCAGACUCACCCACUACAAAGCUGAUUAGAGCCAGGCUCAGGUGGCUGACAUUGACCAGGGGGGGUAACGCUAAAGCACAGAUAAAAUCUGUAUGUGUUGAUAAAAUUAAAUGGCAUCUGGGGAGAGCCCAUUCAGUGGGCCCCUGCUAUUUAUGUGGGCUGGUCUAAAGACUACUGACUACAGACUACAGCUAAUGUUUGCAUUUAGCUAAUUCCUAGUUAAUAUCGCAAUAAGCUAAGACCUAGCUGAUUACCUUUGUGAACAUGUUGUAUGAUAUAAAAGGUGUAAACACAUGAAAAACUAUGACAUUUAUUUGAUAGCUUGUUAGCAGGGCUAAUAUUAGCAUUCAGCCACUUCCUAGGUAAUAUAACCUUUAGCAAAGUACAACAUAAGUUAUUAGUACCUCUUGAAAACACUGGCCAGCAACCUCUUUAACUAUUGAUCUUAUUAGUAUUAUGUUGAUGAGGAUUAUUCCUUUUUUUUUUCAAAAAGAAAAAAUAUCCCCCUUCCUAUUUUGAUAAAUAAAAUACUUUGUAAUUGCACUUUAUGUAAAUGUGACACAAGUGCUACUGAUUCAGCUAGCACUUAAGUAAAACAAGAUAGCUAAAAGCAAAUGACACAAUGCUGAGUGAUACAAGAGUAGCCUACUGCUAAAUAUGUUUUUGUCUAAUCAAAAUUGCCUAUAUUUGUAUUGAUAUGGAAUUGGAUUGCAAGAUAUCUUACGAUAUAAUACAGCACCUUGCCUAUAGCAUCAUGCACAAGAAUCAAAAGAUGUACAGGCAUGUCCAAAAUACUCAUACCUCUGUACUAAAUUAUGAUUAUUUUGAGUGCAUGACCACACAAAGUGGAUUCACACUGUGAAGUAUACACAAAUACUACUUGCACACUCAAAUUGUCCAAGAAUAGCAUGUGGAAGAAAGGACACUUUGCACCCCCACUGAAUGCCAUAUUGAUACUGUUAGCAUGCUAGUGCACAAUCAACGUUGGCAUUUGCUAGUUAGCUAAUGUGCUAUUAGCAACGGCAGCAUUUUUCAAUCAAGAAAAAUACAUUCAAGGCCAAAUAAGUUUGUUUUCUUUAAGAAUAUUAUGUCAACAUGAAAUACCAAUUACAUGAAUCAAAUAGUGAGAGAAAAUAGCCAUCAAAUUUAUAGUUGCCUUAUGUCUGUUUCCAACUUGCUCAAAAUUGCCUAUUUUAGUUUUGUUUAGCUUAGUUGGUUAUUGAUGCGUCUGUCAAAGCGUGCAUGCCCAAACAGCUGACGUGCAGAAGAGCACGUAGCUGGUAGCCGAAGCUUGCAUUGCAAACUAGUGCCAGACACAGAGGCUUUCUGGGGGGAAAAAUAAAAACCAGCAUUGUUUGUUGUCCCAUUUUUUACCAUAAACUCAAGCAUGUUAUGCUUAAAGGGGCAACGCAUGUUGAAGUCUCUGGAGGCUAAUGCCACUACAAUAGCCAAGUUCGUUAUACAACCCAACUCCAAAAAUGCUGAAAUAACCUUUUAAGUUCAUAGCAUUCAAAGCCUAAAACAUUUGGCUUCCCAGCCUCUGUACAACAUCAGAGGGAAAUGGCCUCUAUGUGAAUGUGGUAAAUUGCAAGUCUUCCUGUAGAGUCUUUCUCCUAAGCCCAUGCAUUUGUGUUUGCACAUAAAAAUGUACAGCACUACUUUCCUGACCUCACAGACAGACUGAGGCACUGAAUGAUGUGUUUGAAGUGAUGAGAGUUUGUUGCAGUUGUAUUGCCAUUAAAACACAGUGCUAUACCCUG
This is a messenger RNA of Cheilinus undulatus (humphead wrasse), 5382 nucleotides long. It is a transcript of the gene ppp1r3f, whose product is annotated as protein phosphatase 1 regulatory subunit 3A. Gene Ontology annotation, molecular function: glycogen binding; protein phosphatase 1 binding. The record is from RefSeq and is a predicted model, not a curated record. Bases 369 to 2276 code for a protein of 635 amino acids. Lineage: Eukaryota; Metazoa; Chordata; Actinopteri; Labriformes; Labridae. Gene Ontology annotation, cellular component: protein phosphatase type 1 complex. Gene Ontology annotation, biological process: regulation of glycogen biosynthetic process. The transcript is spliced from 4 exons.